GGGUUUUCCACCAAAAUGGGGCAGUGAAAUUAGCUGAUAGAUCUUUUAUUUUGAAGUUGUAAAAGGAAAAACGUGCGGCGUUUACUUGAUCAUAAUAGUAGGAAAACCGACUGGAUAAGUGAGGACGGUGGCCUGUAGUUGCCAGCUUUCUACUUGGCUGGUGUUUUUGCGGCUGYUUAGCCUUUUCCGACCCAGAAUUUUAUCAGCUGAUUGAUUCGGACACAGCGAGCCUUCUUUUACGCAAUGGGACGACAGUGACAGAGUGACUCGUUGCAGCUAACACCAGCUAGCCGUGCUAAGUCGCACAACUUCAGGGAAGUCCUGCGGUGGGUCGGACACGAGAGAGCUGCCAGUCCUGCUCAGUUUCCUCACUUAGUUUUUAUUAUUAUUUUUAUUAUUUUUAUUAUUGGUGCUCGAAAUGGCUUUAGUAACAGCGGUGAGGCGGCUGGCCCAGGUUAGUUUAAGAGAAUGUUCCCGGCGGAGGACGGCGGUGUCCUGCGGAGCCUGGCUGACGGCUGGUAGGAGCUUAACCUCCGGCACACAACCGCUCAGGUGUCUCGUCUGGGUUGCCAGAUCUGCCUGACAAAGUCUCUGGACGGCAUGGUGGUCAGGGUUCCUGAGAGCGUCGCAGACAUCCGACAAACCAAAGACGGGUCGUCCUAACCCGGAGGAACCUGGAGGAACCUGGCUGUKGGGGGAAGGGGGCGGGGUCUGCCACUGAACUGUUUCUUUUUUUUGUUUGUUUUUGUUCUAGAAUAAAAUAUGAAGCAGCGGUUUAGUAUUUAUGAUAAACUAAUGUUUAGAAUCUGGUUGUUUCAAACAUUUCCUCCACAUUUGAGUAAAAUGUUGGAGAAUAGAAACAGCUUCAAGUUCAAAACAUUUAAAAGAAAUUAAAAAACACGAAAUGUGUAUCAGUAUAUUUUUAUUUCUAUAUAACCCUCAGUGUAACAGUUUUAUCGUGAUUGUACAUACAGAAAAAUACAAAUAAUAAAAACAAACCUUUCUAACAUG
Austrofundulus limnaeus is the source of this 1011-nucleotide messenger RNA. RefSeq names its product adrenodoxin. Gene Ontology annotation, cellular component: mitochondrion. Gene Ontology annotation, biological process: P450-containing electron transport chain. The record is from RefSeq and is a predicted model, not a curated record. NCBI's taxonomy places the organism in Eukaryota, Metazoa, Chordata, Actinopteri, Cyprinodontiformes, Rivulidae. Gene Ontology annotation, molecular function: 2 iron, 2 sulfur cluster binding; electron transfer activity.